AUGGCGAGCUCCUCUUCUCUACCUCCUGGCCACGGACGUGUUGUGGUGUCUUCGCAUGCCGCGAAAGCGGUGUUCGCGGAACUGGCAUCGACUUAUCCCUUGAAGCUCCUAUCACCUAGGGUUGCUGGGGACGGUGUCGCUGUCGUAUAUGUGAUGGGCUACGGCGGUGGUCUCGUUGGGGGAGAUGAGGUGUUUCUGACCGUUGAGGUACAGAGGCAGGCUUCAUUGGUCCUCUUGACUCAGGGAUCCACAAAGGUGUUCAAAACGCGAAUCGGAGCUCGAUUGGCCUCAGGCACCAGACCCCACACGUUUCAAGACAGGACCUUGACAGUGCAAACGAUGAGCUAUAGGGUUGGGUCAGGCAGCAGCCUUUUCCUCCUGCCCGAACCUGUAACUUGUUUCCGUAAUGCAUCCUAUAACCAAAUCCAAACGUUCGAUCUUGAAGAAACCGCGUCCCUCGUCCUCUUGGAUUCAAUCACCGAAGGGCGUCAGGCUCAAGGCGAAGACUGGGAUUUAUCUCGCUACUACAGCAUGAACCGAGUCAAGAUUGGGAAAAACCUGGUCGCCAACGAUGUCUUACUUCUGGAAGAUCAGGGCCAUGGCCCUCAGACCCCGGGCUUGCCUUCUCGAUCCUUGCGGGAUCAACUGGCUCCUUAUUCAUGCUAUGCUAUGGCGAUCCUUUGCGGGCCACAGGUUCAGGACACGAUAAAGGACAUCGCGGAGCAGUAUGAACCUUUGGCAGUCUACCAGCGUAGAACAGCCGAAGACUGUAUUUGGUCUUUCAGCCCCUUGGACGCUGCGACUACAUUUCAGGCCGCGAUUGUGCGCGUGGCUGGGAAGGAGGCUCAACUCGUUCGAUCUCGGCUAAAGAUCAUACUCCGACAGCUCGAGGGAGUUGUUGGGGUUGACGUUUACAGGAGAGCCUUUGCCUAAUCAACAGACGGGAUAAACCUCUUGGGCAAGGCCGCCUCAAGCUGGAGAUUCUGAUCUUUACGAGAGUCUUCUUCAUCCCGCUUGGGCAGGAGUGUUCGGUGGAACGAGCUCGAGGGCUUUGCGGUUAACGUUGACCUGGGAGACUAGGCCCACCGUGUUGGCUUGUUGUGAUCGCCGAAGCCAAAUGGAUGCCUGUCAUCAGACAAUCUACCUUUCUGUCCGACUUCUUCGUUCAAGACAGUCGGCCGCUGCAUAUAAACACCUUGUGAUCACCUCAAUGGGAUUGUGUCUAUC
Molecule: messenger RNA, 1227 nt
Organism: Coprinopsis cinerea okayama7#130
Lineage: Eukaryota; Fungi; Basidiomycota; Agaricomycetes; Agaricales; Psathyrellaceae
Exons: 3
Coding region: 1-933 (310 amino acids)
Molecular function (GO): nickel cation binding
Source: RefSeq, a predicted model, not a curated record